Messenger RNA from Doryrhamphus excisus (bluestripe pipefish), 1456 nucleotides. NCBI's taxonomy places the organism in Eukaryota, Metazoa, Chordata, Actinopteri, Syngnathiformes, Syngnathidae. The record is from RefSeq and is a predicted model, not a curated record.
CGUGUUUUUCAAGCUGCGAUGUCCAAUAAAGGACACACUGGCUGGUGGCCAUAUGACGCAUUCAUGGUCAAUCGGAUGCCGCAAUGCUGAGAAGAAUUAAAGCCUUUUCUUUGUGUGUAAAAUGUGGUGGAAAUACCUGUCUGGAUGUGUUGGCAGACGUGUCGUGCGUGUCGGUGGUGAGCCGUGCGUCCAAUGAUGAUGAGCAGCGAGUAUUUGUUGCGCUGGAGGAGACUCAAGUCCACGCAGUGUCUCGCCUCCUGCUGGACCUCCCUCUCCCGCAGCCGGCCGGGAAGCGAUUCGGUCAAUGACGCAGUGCGCAGGCGCACGACUGCCUGUCAACACAAGAGUACGGAAGGAAGACCGAACAGAAACUCUUGAUCGUUAUUGAACACAUCGUGUAUGGAUUAGUAAAUAAAUAAGAUGGACGCCGUCAAGGAACGACUUGCUGACUUCUCACUGGAGGCUCAUGAUUUGUAUUUGAGCCAAUCAGUGGAUCACGUGGACGGACCACCUGACCCGCUGCACUUCUACCGCCACUGGAUUGGUCCAAACAAACCCUGCAUCAUUCGCAAGGCCUUCAGUCAUUGGGCGGCCCUGUCCAGGUGGACGCCGGCGUACUUGAGGGAAAAGGUGGGGUCAAAGGUCAUCAGCGUUGCGGUGACUCCCAACGGUUAUGCCGACGCCGUGAGAGACGAUCGCUUUGUGAUGGCGGAAGAACGCCGCAUGACCUUCUCCGCCGUGCUGGACAUCCUCGAAGGGAAGGUGAAGCAGCGAGGAGUGUUUUACGUUCAGAAGCAGUGUUCCAACCUGCUGGAUGAACUUCCCGAGUUAACGGAUGAUGUGGAAGUGCACAUUCCCUGGAUGAGCGCGGCGCUGGGAAAGUUACCCGAUGCGGUUAAUUUCUGGCUGGGCGAAGCUGACGCCAUCACGUCGCUGCAUAAGGAUCACUACGAGAACAUCUACUGUGUGAUUUCCGGACAGAAGAACUUUAUCCUGCUGCCACCAACUGACCGACCCUUCAUCCCUUACGGCCGCUAUCAACCUGCCGUUUACCGUCAACAGGACAACGGUGACUUCGAGGUGGUGGACCAGAGGGACUCUGACAAGGUGCCCUGGAUCCCUCUGGACCCCCUGAAUCCAGAUCUGGAGCGCUAUCCGAUGUACAGGAGAGCACGGCCGCUCCACUGCAGCGUGAAGGCGGGCGAGAUGUUGUACCUGCCGUCACUGUGGUUCCACCACGUCCAACAGUCGCACGGCUGCAUGGCGGUCAACUUCUGGUACGACAUGGACUUCGACAUCAAGUACAACUACUUCCAGCUUCUAGACGCGUUGUCGGACCUCACAGAUCCACCGUGACCUCCGAGUGGAACAUGAACUCGAGACGAGGUCGUGAUUGUGAUGAAGAGUCAAACAGGAAGUGAUGAAAAGCUCUUUAUUAAAGCAAACUGUUUUUUUA